AUUUGAAUGAUCUAAGAGAAAAAAUGAUAAAACAAAGCAAUUUAAAUUAUUAUUUUCACAUUACUUUGCUAAUUAUCAUAAACCGAUUUUACAAUGGAAUUAUAAUAUCUAGUGAAUCUCAUAUAAAAUGAUUGGGGGUUAUGUGAAAGUAAAAUAUGAACAGUAAUUGGACUAAUUCCUAAUACUUGAUAAUGACCCAGAAAAUUGCCAUAUAUAAUGAUAUUUUAAUAAGAAGAAAAGAUCUUAUAAUAUAAAGAUGGAAGUGAAUAUUUAAGAGAAUCGAUAGCCAAUUGGAGAUAUCUGUAUGGAGUUAUGGAAUAGAAAACAAUGAGUCUAAUACAAGAAUAACUCAAAUAAAUCUGUAUCUGAUGG
Molecule: messenger RNA, 372 nt
Organism: Paramecium octaurelia
Lineage: Eukaryota; Ciliophora; Oligohymenophorea; Peniculida; Parameciidae
Source: the annotation of a GenBank genome assembly